AUGGCGUGUGCGUACAGUAUUCUUCAGCAGAACCUGGCCCAUACUCUUAUUCUCAUCGACCGGAACAGCGAUAAAUUGAAGGGCGAACUUAUGGAUCUUGGCCAAGCUGUUGCCUUUACUAUUCCAUGUAAAGUUCACGCGGAUUCGGAUUACGCUAUUUCCAAGGGCUCCAAACUUUGCAUAAUUACGGCUGGGGCCAGGCAGCAGGAGGGAGAAUCCAGAAUCCAUUUGGUGCAGCGGAAUGUGGAGAUUUUCAAGGGCAUCAUCCCCGAGCUGGUCAAGCACUCGCCGGAGACUUGUAUUAUGGUGGUGUCGAAUCCAGUUGACGUCCUCUCCUACGUAGCCUGGAAGCUUUCCGGUCUCCCCAGAGAACGAGUCUGGGGUUCAGGGACGAACUUGGAUUCCGGCAGAUUUCGUUUUUUACUCUCCGAACGCCUGAACAUCGCCCCGGCCAGUUGUAAUGGAUGGAUUAUUGGGGAACAUGGAGAUUCGUCAGUUGCCGUCUGGUCGGAAACAAGCGUAACCGGGGUCAGCCUGACCGAGACCGUGCCGAUUGGAACUGCUCAGGAUGAGGAUAAUUGGAGGGAGGAGUUGCACAAGAAGGUGGUGGGCAGCGCCUACGAAAUCAUCAAGCUGAAGGGGUACACCUCGUGGGCCAUCGGCCUCUCCGUUGCCAAUAUCCUGCACGGGAUGGUGACGAACGGGCGGGCCGCUUUUGCUUUGUCCAUUAAUGUGAAGGGCGUUCACGGGAUCAAAGAUGAUCUUUUUCUCUCCCUUCCGGUGAUACUUGGCACUAAUGGCGUCACGCAUAUCAUCAGGCAGAAUUUGAAUCCACGAGAGCACGAACUCCUCAAAAAAUCAGCCUCCACCCUGCUCGACGUCCAGAAUUCGAUCAAUAUU
This is a messenger RNA of Mesorhabditis spiculigera, 900 nucleotides long. The record is from the annotation of a GenBank genome assembly. Lineage: Eukaryota; Metazoa; Nematoda; Chromadorea; Rhabditida; Rhabditidae.